This is a messenger RNA of Racocetra persica, 159 nucleotides long. Lineage: Eukaryota; Fungi; Glomeromycota; Glomeromycetes; Diversisporales; Gigasporaceae. The record is from the annotation of a GenBank genome assembly.
AAAAGUGGUCCGGCGAUGGCACAUGGUGGUUUCAGUAAUGUUUUUAAUAGUAUGCUUUCUGUAGCACAUGUUGAUACAUUAUACGAGGUGGUCUUGAUCCAUGCUACAAAGACCCAUGCCUAUCUGAAAUCAACCCGUGCCAAUCUGUACAUUUUUCUU